Galendromus occidentalis (western predatory mite) is the source of this 2115-nucleotide messenger RNA. RefSeq names its product zinc finger protein 384. The record is from RefSeq and is a predicted model, not a curated record. The coding region runs from base 1 to 2115 and encodes 704 amino acids. The transcript is spliced from 14 exons. NCBI's taxonomy places the organism in Eukaryota, Metazoa, Arthropoda, Arachnida, Mesostigmata, Phytoseiidae.
AUGGUCUCGACGCAAGAAGCAAUGGUCUGCACGUCGAACAACGUUUUAACGUCGACGAUUGCCUCAAGUCAAAACAACGGCGCUUCGAGAGCGCCCUCAGACUUGACUGACAGUCCCGUAUCAUUGACCCCACGAAAUCAAGGGCAGCUGACGCCUAGAUUAUCCUCUCAGCAGCUGCUGCAGCUGAUACGAAACGGCAACGGAGUCGGCCAGGAUCUUAGUGCAGACGCAGGCAAAGAGAACUCGAGACCUUUGGCCGGCUCUGGGCUUUUUUCAGCAUCCGUUUAUUCGGUAGACUCGAAUUUAGAGCCAAAUGACUCCGAUGCUGAAGAGAUUACCUCCGAUAUCCAUCCGACUCAUCCCGAACAGCAAAGCGUUUUGCUUCAUGAACAACAACUCUACAACGAACAGCAUCAGCAAAGGCUGCCUUCUUUCGGAAAGACUUCGGUGAUUCGAGAGACGAGCCUCGCUUCGCAAUACCUGCAAUCUCAGCAGACCUCGCAAUUCAAGCAAGCAAUCGGCAUUAAUGUCAAUGGACCGCAGGAUUUGAAGGUUUAUUCCUUGAAACAGGAAGUUGGCUACUCGAAUCCGGAAGAUCAAGAAGUAUCGUUCUCAAACGUAGGUUUGAAUAUAAUACCAGGCCUGAACAUACCGUCUUCGGCCGGCCUCAGUAUUCAUCCGAUUAACGCUUCGUCAAGCGUGGCACACGUCCCAAACAUCCAGACCCUGUCGAAUUCGUGCUUGGGUCUCCCCCAAGGAACCUCCGUGAACGUCUCGUCGAAUCUAGGAACGUUUUCAACACCCACAUCAUCGUCCUCUGUCAUCAUGGAUCCUCAGCAUCUCUACCAGGUGGCUGCGGCUCAACAGCUCGUCUCGUUGGGUCAGGCAGCUGCUGCGGCCCACGGUGGCCAACCGCCUCCAGUAGCGGGCCUUCAACUACUUAAUUACGCGAACCAGAACAACUCUAACGCAAACUCGAAUAAUGGAAGCAGUGAACACAAUCUAGCCGUAGCAUUGGCUACGCAAAACGCGGGCAACAACGGCGAAAAGUCGUGGCCAUGUCCAUCAUGCAGGAUUCCUUUCGCGUCAGCGAUCGAGCUCCAGGCUCACCUUACCACGCACACUCAGAAGCCGGGGCAGGUUGAAGGACGUAACAUUCCGUGCGAUGUGUGCGGAAAGUUGUUCGCGACUCAGGACCGUAUGAAAGCCCACAUGCGUUCAGCACAUCAAACUGAUAAGAAUUGCUCGUGCAGCAUCUGCGGAUCGGGUUUCAGCUAUCGCUGUAAACUUCUGGAUCAUAUGCGAACGCAUAGUGGAGAUCGGCCAUUUCAUUGUGAUGUCUGUGGGCGAGGAUUCUCACAGAAGAACCACCUCACUCGACAUACGAUGAUUCACACGGGAGAACGGCCUUUCUCCUGCGAAUUCUGCGGCAGAGGCUUCUACAGGAAGGAUAAACUCACUAGACACAGGCGCACACAUACUGGCGAAACACCGUUCAUCUGCCCGGUCUGCCAGAAGGGCUUCUACCGAAAGGAUAAGCUCAACGGCCACAUGCGCACGCACACUGGGGAGAAGCCGUUCUACAGCUGCCUCAAGUGCGGCCAGGCGUUCUCGGCCCUCAAGUGGCUUCAGAAACAUAAAUGCACAAACGGGCCAACAGCUAAUGGGCAGCAACAACAACAACAGCAGCAACAACAACAACAACAACCCGCUGAAUCACCACCAACAUCUAGCGCACAGCUCCCUACAACACAUGCAGGGCCAUAUGCACUUCCAACAUUCUUGAAUGCAGCCGCUCUGCAGCAAGUCACUCAACAGGCCCAUCAGGCCAGUCAACAUCUACAACAGGGCGGUCGAGUCCCAGAGGCCUCGGGGGGCUCUCCCGGGAACCCCAGUCCACAGGGUCCCGGACAACCCCAGGGCCAGGAUCAGUGCAGUCCCAAUCCCGCGACUCCUCGGAGGGACAAGAAUCAAUCUCCGCCACCCGGAACACCGCAGGGGAACGGCGGCCAAAGCAGCAGUCAGAACACCAGCGUCCAGGAGAACAACCUUAUUCAAGCGGUAGCGCGUCAGGCUCUCCUUCAAUCCCAUCAAACAAACAGCCUCUUGAAAUAA